CAGGACGUGCAUGUGUCCCACGUACUUGUUCGCCCUUGCCCGUGUUUUUUGGGUCAUUGUGAGUGAGUCAAGUCACCCGCCGUGCAUGUGAGUGUUUGUGCGUGUCUGCAGAUGCGUUGCCAGUAAAGUUCAUUCCACACACGGUGCGCUCAUUGGUGCGUCCCUCCAACGUGUCACCACUUUUGGUGGAUUACCCCACCAGAUAUCUUCACCAGCAGGACGCUGGAAACAUCACUGCAGAACUUGCCCGAAGUAAGCCCAACUCUGCACGGCGUCCAGCUGCAAGGAGACAAGGACAUCUGAGCAGAAACAGAAACGAAAAGACUUGUUCUAUUCAAUGGAGAUGGCGCAGUCCUCUUCAUUUCUCUUUUUGUUGCUCCUGGAGGCUCUCUGGGUGAGAGGGAGCCCCCCAGGCUGCGCGUCCUGCGGCCCUCGUUCUCCCCUGGGGAAGGAUGCAGAGGAGAGGCUGAUGGUGGAGAUGGCCAAGCAGCAAAUUUUGGACAAGCUGCACCUGAAGGAGAGACCCAGGAUGUCUCCGACGGUGCCGCGGGUGGCGCUGCUCACUGCGCUGCGCAAACUGCACUCAGGGCGCGUCAGGCAAGAUGGUACCCUGGAAAUGAACAACAGUGUGCCAUCCAGACAGCAAGGCUAUGAAAUAGUCAGCUUUGCCGAUAUAAAUGACAACGAGCAUGCGGAUGAGGCCAACCUCAGUCUUACCUUCCAGUUCCUGCAAGAACGCGGCCAGAGUGUCCAGGUGCUGCAGUCAUCUCUCUGGAUUUAUGUCCACUCCUCCAAGCACCCUUUCCAAGUCGCGGCCCGCGUCUUCCUGACUGCAGACUCAAACCGCACCCUGGUGAUCGAGAAGAUGCUGGAGGUCCAGGAGAGUAACUGGCACACCUUCCCCAUCAGCCGCACCCUGCAGGCCUUCCUGGACGGGGGCCAGAAGCGGCUCCGCCUGGAGGUGAUCUGCGAGGAGGACGGGAGGAAUCUCUGCGCGCUGGAAACCUCUCCUGAUACGCCCUUCCAGCCCUUUCUGGUGGCGCAGGUGCGCCUCCGUGAAGACCCUGCCAAACACUUGCUGAGGAAGCGCUCCUUGAGGUGCGGCGAUGACAUCACCGUGUGCUGCAAGCGAGACUUCUAUAUCAAGUUUAAGGACAUACAGUGGCACGACUGGAUCAUUGCGCCUGAGGGCUACCACAUGAACUACUGCAUGGGGCAGUGCCCCCAGCAUCUGUCUGGGUCACCCGGCAUCGCCUCCUCCUUCCACGCCACCGUCCUGAGCCAGCUGAAGGUCAACGGCAUCAACACGGCGGCAUCAUCUUGUUGCGUCCCCACAGAGCGCCAGCCUCUUUCCAUGGUGUACUUCAACUCUCAGCACAGCAUUGUCAAAACGGAUGUCCCCGAUAUGAUAGUGGAGUCCUGUGGAUGCACAUAAGAUGUACAUGUAAGAAAUGCUCUACGUUAGACUCAUACAAUGUUCAACUCAAAAGAUCCAAAAAAUCCCUUCUGGAUCACCUCUACAAUUGUGGUGUCCCCUAUAGUUGGUGAGAUUGCAUAUGUAAAUUUCCAUCCAUCCAUCCAUCCAUCCAUCCAUCUUCUAUGCCGCUUAUUGUCACUAGGGUCGCGGGGGUAUACUGGAGUCUAACCCAGUUGGCUUCGGGCAAGAGGUAUGUGCAAAUUUCUAGACCCAGAAUUUCAGACGACUCAUCUGUUUGAGACGUUUUUCCAAGGGAAACAAUGAUGUCGGUAUGUCAAUGUCGUUAUGCGUCCAUGAGUUUACGCACCUUAAUUUACACAUACAUUUGCGGCGCCCCCUAUGGGUUGUGGUCAAAAUGCUUUGGACUACAUGUAAUACCCUCAUAGUUUUAGAAUCAUUAGACCAAUGGUUGACGACUUAUGGACAAUGAGUUGCUAAGUCCCGACCCUGCCUCUGCAAAAAUGUUGUGCUUGAUGGCAGCCAUGUUUAGUCCCCUAAAGGUGUGUACCAAAAUCCGGCUGGAGGGGUACUGUUAACAAUUUCUAUUGGAAAGACCGAAAGACCAUUAUUUCCCUUAUUUUUCCUCUCUUUCCCUCAUUUUUGAGAGAAAUUUACCGGUCAAUUUACAACGGAUUAUCUUUUAUCAUAGUAAAAGGCUGGGAGGGAUGAGAUCUUGCCCCAAGUGGAGGAGUUUAAGUGCCUCAGGGUCUUUUUCACAAGUGAAGGACGGAUGGAACAUGAGAUCCACAGGCACAUUGGUGCGGCGUCUGCAGAGAUGCAGACUCUGUAUUGGUCCUUUGUGGUGACGAGGGAGCAGAGCCGAAAGGCAAAGAUUUCAAUUUACUGGCUGAUCUACGUUACUAUCCUCACUUAUGGUCAUGAGCUUUGGGUAAUCACCGAAAGGACAAGAUGAUGACUGGAAGGAUGGAUGGAUUCAUCAGAGUAAAAGGCUGCUUGCUGUAAUAAUUACUGCAUGCAUUAUGCCUGUUUUUUCUUUAUUAUUCGUUUUUUUUAAACAACACAAAUGUUUAAUUUGAGUCUCGACUUAAAGAACCCUGCUCCAAACCAGAGGCAUCUGCUUCCUUCUGGUCAUUUUUAUGUAAGCGUCACCUAACUUCAACGUAAAAAAAAAACACGGGAAACAGUUGAAAUGUGCUGUACCUGCGGCCUGAAAUAUGUUCAGUCAGCAUCUCCACCAUAUUAUUUACACAAGAUUGAGUUGGGCAACGGUCUGCUCUGACGGCAUGCGAAGCCAAGGUCAUUAUUUGGCAGACCUGAGCUAACACUGCGCGAUUGCCUCAUUGUGAAGUCAGGUGGGUCAAUGGGCAUGCAGCUGUUGUACGUUGCCAUUUUUCAGUCUAAAGUUUACUGGGCUGAUGUAAAAUUAGAAACUUUCCAGCGGAAUGCAAUCGGUUAAUCAUUGCACGGGGGGACUUGACAUCAUCCCAAUUGCACAGUCGGUUUAGAGACGUGUGCAGUACAUUAAGGGUGCGUUCACACUUGUUUGGUUUACAAACUAUAACAAUGAAAUGGAAUCAGGUUUAAUCCUUGUAAUGUUUACACUAUCGAUGCAGUGUUUUCAUCAUGAAUUAGACAUUUAUUUGACUCUUCUAUCUUCUUAGCCAAUUAAUCUAACUUAUCUGUUGCCUCCAAAGCUGCUACUUGAAUUGUCAUCUUAUUUAGUUUAUUAUUAUUACAAUGAUGUCUUUUUGUUGUCUGUGUAUCUUAUUACUAGCACUUCUUGUCUCUGACACUGAAGUGCCGUUCUACCAGAAGCACUUUAACGCCCCGCUGGACAUUGGAGAGACAAUUUUGCUUCGUAUUUUGUUCACAUGUAUUUUCUCAGGUUCUAUUUGUGUGUUAAAGGGGUGUUUUUUUUCUACAUACUGUAGGAAUCCACUGCUCUGUGGUGGUGGUGGUGGAAUAACAUGUGGAACAACAUGUUAUACUGUAAUUAUGUCUAUUUUCAUAUGAGAUUAUAUUUUUUGAUUUUUCAACGUGAUUUAUUGUAAUAUUUUUGCACAAAAUGCUGAAAUUGCAUUAUUAUACUACAAAUUUAUUUUGAAAUA
Molecule: messenger RNA, 3546 nt
Organism: Dunckerocampus dactyliophorus (ringed pipefish)
Lineage: Eukaryota; Metazoa; Chordata; Actinopteri; Syngnathiformes; Syngnathidae
Product: inhibin beta B chain
Exons: 2
Coding region: 338-1435 (365 amino acids)
Biological process (GO): SMAD protein signal transduction; BMP signaling pathway
Cellular component (GO): extracellular region
Molecular function (GO): cytokine activity; hormone activity; growth factor activity
Source: RefSeq, a predicted model, not a curated record